Messenger RNA from Psylliodes chrysocephalus, 1665 nucleotides. Lineage: Eukaryota; Metazoa; Arthropoda; Insecta; Coleoptera; Chrysomelidae. The record is from the annotation of a GenBank genome assembly.
CUCUUUUAUUUUCACGGCUUUAAUUCUAUUAUGUUACUGUAUAAUGUAACGCUACAAUAUGAAACCAUUUUUGUGGUUUAUACUAUUUAAUGUUAUUCGUAAGUGACCAACCUAUUAUAAUAAUUAAAGAUUAUUGUAUUACAGGCCUGAAGAUGUUCCUGUAAGGCCGAAACUAGUCGCUCCUGUAUUUAUUUUUAAUAAAAUUGAUUUUAAGGUUUUAUCUUCAAUUGAAAAAAUUAGACCUCUACAGUGAUUUUGUUUCAUUUCCUGCAUUACACACAUAUAAGACGGUAUUCAUUUUAAAAAUAGUAAAAUUAGCAAAUUUUUUAGUUGUUUUUUUUUUAAUUAAAACGUUUGGAAAAUGUGUGUUUUUAUAGAUAAAUGAUACGCCACUGAACAAGAAGGAUGUUUACCUUCCCCCUUGUGCCCGCUUCCUCACUUCCUCUACAGAUGUUGCUAACACAACAAUCGCCUACAAACUCGUUUCCACGCUCCCUCUAUAUUAGUAAUUGCUCGGAGGUUGGACCUCUCUCUUGCACCGUAUAGUAAUCAAAGUAUGUGAGCUAAAUGAACAGAAAACAGAAACAAAGUUUUAAAAUAAGAGGAAGAAGAAAAAUAAGUUUGCUGGAAAAUACCCUAUUCAUGGACCAGGUUUUAUAUAAAAGAAACUUAAUCCGUGAUAUAUCAAAUUGUCAAAAACUAAUUUUAAAAUUACAAAAUAUUUUUUGCCUUUCAGGUUUUUCAAAUUAUUCUUGAGAUGUCCCAUGCUCAUACAGAUUCUGGUACUGCUUACUUUAAAGCUGCCAUACUUCCUGUUGAGACCUGGGUAAAAAUUUUGCGGUAUUUAGAUGGUAUUUCACUACUUUCUGCUACGAAGGCAUUAUCCGAAUGGAUUGAAAUUUGCGAAGGAGAUGUAGUUCUACGAAAAAAACUAACAUUUGCAAAGAUACAUCUUGAAUCAGGUCUAAAAAAAAUGGAGCAGGAUCAAAGGAUCCUAUCAAUUUUAAGUGAAGAUUAUCGAAUAAAGAACCUACGACGGGCAUUGAUAUCUAAUGGUAUUUCUGAUGAAUAUAAUUAUCGUCCACCACCAAAAAUUAAGAAAAUAUAAAAUAUAUAAGCAUAACGUACCUAUAUUAUAUUAUUGUGUAAUACUGUAUAUUUGGUUGUUUAUAAUAAGAAUAAAGGUAAAAAACACGGAUUGUUAGGUAAACUGUAGAUGGCUUCUAAUUUCUUAAUAAUUUAAUUUUUGUCUAUGAAUGCUAAAAAAAUAUUCAUAUGGAUUUUAGUUAAUUAUGAUAUACAUUAAAUUAUAGCUAUUAUUAUUGCAUUAUCCUAUUAGUGUGUAUUUCCUCGAUAUUUUAUUUAGUGUUCUAGUACUAAAAUAAAGUAAAAUUCAAAUGUUCUAUAUCAGAUAAAUAUGCCAAGAACAUGAUUGAUAUGUUGCUAAAUAGGUAUAUAUGUAUGUGGACAGCUGCAUUACCAGCAUUCCAGAUCAAGUGACUAAAGAAAUUUAUGAUCGAGACCCGCUCCAUAAGGCAAGAAGCCAAGAUGGACUUAAAGAUACUUCCCAUACAGUUCUACCUCUUUUAGGCCCUAUUUGGGACACCAGAAUAGAUAACCUUUCUAUUAAUGAGGAAUUUCUUUAAAUUGUCAAGCAAUUGUGAA